Molecule: messenger RNA, 1994 nt
Organism: Mercurialis annua (annual mercury)
Lineage: Eukaryota; Viridiplantae; Streptophyta; Magnoliopsida; Malpighiales; Euphorbiaceae
Product: protein ALP1-like
Exons: 1
Coding region: 277-1764 (495 amino acids)
Source: RefSeq, a predicted model, not a curated record
GCUAAUUAUAUUUCUGAUAAAAAAAUAAAAACCAGUUUUCAAAGUCAAUUUAAAAACCUCUCCUUACUCAAAAACCAUUAUUGUCAAUGCUUAUGUUCACAUUUAGCUCACACAUUCUUUGAAAAAAGCCAAGAUUUUUACCCUAUUUUUCUUUGUGUUUUUUUGCUUCAAAUUUCAAAUCUUUUCUUACAAUUCUAUGAAAUUCAAUUCUCUUACAAAAUCAAGAACGCAACUUUUUAGUUUCAUGAACCUUUCUUCAAAUCCCCACUUAGCCAAAUGAAUCAAACCAAUACCACAAAAAAAAGGCAAAGAAAAACAAAUUUGAGACAAGAAACUGAAGAUACAAAUUCUUAUGAAGAAGACAGCAACAACUCAACCAAGAAGACAAAGGAUUUAAAGGGUAUUAUUACAUCAUUGGUUUUGUUAGAAGAACAAGAAAAAUUUGAUGAAUUAGAGACUAAUCAAGCUUCUUAUGAAGAAAAACAAUUGCUUGAAGCUAAUCAUAGUAAAAAAACUGGAACAAUGGUUGAAUACUAUUCUAAUCUUCAAGAUUACUACUCAGAAGCGGAAGAAACUGAUUCUUUUAAGCGAAAGAAAUCGCGGGCUGUAGCUAAUGCUGCUGUUGCUGUUUCUGCUGCUUCAACUGGUGGUGGUGGUGCAAAACAAGGUGGAGGUGGUGGUGGAGGUGGUGGUGGUCAACAGCAGAGGAGAUUAUGGGUGAAGGAUAGAGAUAAAGAAUGGUGGGAUGAAUGUAAUAGACCUGAUUUUCCUGAGGAGGAGUUCAAGAAAGCUUUUAGAAUGAGUAAGUCAACUUUUGAUAUAAUUUGUGAGGAGUUACAUUCUUGUAUAGCUAAGGAAGAUACAACUUUGAGAAAUGCUAUUCCUGUCAGGCAAAGAGUUGCUGUCUGUAUUUGGAGAUUAGCUACUGGUGAGCCACUCAGACUUGUCUCAAAAAGGUUUGGUUUAGGUAUUUCAACUUGUCAUAAACUAGUUCUUGAGGUUUGUUCUGCUAUCAGAAAUGUUUUAAUGCCUAAGUAUUUACAAUGGCCUGAUGAGGAUGGUUUGAGUAAGGUUAAGCAUGAAUUUGAAUCAAUUUCAGGGAUUCCUAAUGUUGUUGGUUCUAUGUAUACUACUCAUAUACCAAUUAUAGCUCCUAAGAUUAGUGUUGCUGCUUAUUUUAAUAAGAGACAUACCGAAAGGAAUCAGAAAACUUCGUAUUCAAUUACUGUUCAGGGUGUUGUUGAUCCAAAUGGAGUGUUUACUGAUGUUUGUAUCGGUUGGCCCGGUUCGAUGCCGGACGAUCAGGUUUUAGAGAAGUCUGCUUUGUUUCAGAGGGCUAAUGGUGGUCUUUUGAAAGAUGUUUGGAUUGUUGGUAGUUCAGGGUACCCUUUGUUGGAUUGGGUUUUGGUGCCUUAUACACAGCAACAUUUGACAUGGACUCAACAUGCUUUUAAUGAGAAAAUUGGUGAGAUUCAAAAUGUUGGUAAAGAAGCAUUCACAAGAUUGAAAGGUAGGUGGAGUUGUUUGCAGAAAAGAACAGAAGUGAAACUACAAGAUUUGCCUGUUGUUCUUGGUGCUUGUUGUGUUCUGCAUAAUAUUUGCGAGUUGCGUAAAGAGGAAAUCGAUCCGUCGCUCAAGAUCGAUGUUUUUGAUGACGAAAUGGUGCCUGAAGUUGCUUUGAGAUCAGUAAGUUCAAUGAAAGCUAGAGAUAAUAUUGCUCAUAAUCUUUUGCACCAUUGUCAUGCAGGCACUGGUUUUCUAUAGUUCAAACUGUAAUUUGCUCAACUUGGUAUUGAAUUUUUUGUCUUUUGAUUUGUUUUUUUGGUUACAUUUUUAGAAUACCACAGUUGUCAUUCAUCAUACACCCCCUAGAUAGGCAAAUACUAGCCUUUUCAGUUUUAAAUUACACACAUAGAUCAUAGUCACACUAUGUAACCUAGUUAUGAAUCUCAAUUUCAGAAUAUAUAUGAAUGAAACUGACAUUGUUUGUAUCA